AUGGAUGGAGCCAAAUUUGAAAAUACUGUAGCUUUUUUACCAUCUGAAAUAUUUGAUUGCUACAAUUCCACGCUACCCAAGAAUGUAUUCCGAAGUUUUGUUACCUGGUCCUGCUAUGAGAAAUUCAAUUCCUUAGAAUUCCGCACUUGGCUAUUAAUGUGGUUACCACUCAUUAUUGCGUGGAAAAUACGUGGUAAAAGACACUAUCUCGUUAUCGUUACUGCUCUUAUGUUUGAAGUGCUGUAUUUCUUAUGGACAUAUUCGUACAUAUUCCGAGAACGCACCUUAGGAAAGCAAGUUUCUCAAUUUGCUAAAGAGAUCAUUACAAAUACUCCGGGUAUAGACACUGAAGACUGGGAACGUGUUGCAGUAAAUUUCAAUUCUUAUUUAUAUGAAAAUAAACUUUGGAAUACUGAGUACUUUUUUUUUGAUGGUUCCAGCUGCCAAGAAGCGUUCAGAAAGAUGCUUCUUGAGCCAUUUUCCUUGAAAAAAAAUGACUUUGCUAAUGCCAAGGUACCUGACGGAUCUGUUUGUUACACUGAAAAAGCUUUGCAGGUUUAUUUUACACAGAUAGAGAGAAAAUGGCACUGGAUUAAUUCUGAAGGAUUUUUACACAAUAAAACCACACAGAGUGUUCAAUUUUCGAAACAUGGUUACGGUUCCAAACUUCUCUGGGCUUUCAAGGAAGUGACAAUAAUGAAUUCACGCUUUGCGUUCUUCAGUAUUGCUUACUUAAACGGUCUCCUUACUAUACCAAGACUAAGAAAUUCACUGCAUAUCCUCUAUGUAUGUGCAGUUCUUUCAUCUAUGAUAAUUGAAUAUUUAAUAGGGAUCGACAAAUUCAGGUUCAAAUCAAUGAAUCUGAUACAUAAACUACAGUUCUUGUCAUAUAUUACAUGUGGACACGAGAAGUCUGAUGCAACUAAUUGGUCUCAAAUUGCGAAGAGGACGAAUACUUACAUGUUUGAGCAGAAAAUUUGGAAUUCGCCAAUACUGUUCUCAGAUGGUAUUGAUUGUGAAAAGUUUUUUAAAUGGUAUUUCAGUACCCCUGUAUCUUCGCAAGCGUCUUUGUCAGUUGGUUCCACUGAUUUUGAACUCUGGCCAUAUAUAAAAGAAGCACAAUCAGCUUGCAAUGAUGUGUAA
Messenger RNA from Saccharomyces cerevisiae S288C, 1143 nucleotides. It is a transcript of the gene COS12, whose product is annotated as Cos12p. Gene Ontology annotation, cellular component: membrane. The record is from RefSeq and is marked reviewed. Bases 1 to 1143 code for a protein of 380 amino acids. The transcript has a single exon. Lineage: Eukaryota; Fungi; Ascomycota; Saccharomycetes; Saccharomycetales; Saccharomycetaceae.